This is a messenger RNA of Equus quagga, 2288 nucleotides long. It is a transcript of the gene PCNP, whose product is annotated as PEST proteolytic signal containing nuclear protein. The record is from RefSeq and is a predicted model, not a curated record. Gene Ontology annotation, cellular component: nucleus. NCBI's taxonomy places the organism in Eukaryota, Metazoa, Chordata, Mammalia, Perissodactyla, Equidae. Gene Ontology annotation, biological process: protein ubiquitination; proteasome-mediated ubiquitin-dependent protein catabolic process. The transcript has 5 exons. Bases 3 to 602 code for a protein of 199 amino acids.
CAAUGGUUGCUGGGCGGGGCCGUGACGUCCUUGGCGCGGCUGCAGGGGAGGCCGCGGCGGGGAAAAUGGCGGACGGGAAGGCGGGAGAGGAGAAGCCUGAGAAGCCGCAGCGAGCUGGAGCCGCCGGAGGACCUGAAGAAGAAGCAGAAAAACCUGUGAAAACUAAGACUGUUUCUUCCAGUAAUGGAGGGGAAAGUUCCAGUCGCAGCGCUGAGAAGCGAUCAGCUGAAGAAGAAGCUGCAGACCUCCCAACAAAGCCUACAAAGAUCUCCAAGUUUGGAUUUGCCAUAGGUAGUCAGACGACAAAGAAAGCCUCAGCCAUAUCCAUCAAACUUGGAUCGAGUAAGCCUAAAGAAACCGUUCCAACUCUUGCUCCAAAAACCCUUUCCGUAGCAGCAGCUUUUAAUGAAGAUGAAGAUAGUGAACCAGAGGAAAUGCCUCCAGAAGCAAAAAUGAGGAUGAAGAAUAUUGGAAGGGAUACACCAACAUCAGCAGGACCAAACUCCUUCAAUAAAGGAAAGCAUGGGUUUUCUGAUAACCAGAAGCUAUGGGAGCGAAACAUAAAAUCCCAUCUUGGAAAUGUCCAUGACCAAGACAAUUAAAUGAUGUGUUCGGAAAUUGGGGUGUGGGGUGGGUGUAAAGUUAAAAGGAACAGUUUCCUUUUUUAAAGAAUGGUAUAAGACUAUCUUUGGAGCCGCCCUUUUUUUUUUAAGAUUGAGUGGUACACUAAUAAAUGAGAGUUUGAAAUUAGAGGUAAUUUAUGUUUUAUAUACAGAUUUCAAGACAUUUGCUAAUUUUGUAGUUUCAUGUGAUUAGUUUCCAAAGGUUACAGAUAAUAAAUCAGAAAUGGUACCUUUCUAAGAAUUGCAUAUUUUUUUAGACACAGCUAUUAGCACAUUAAGAGAGAAGCAAAAAGUUACUGUCUAUUUCAACUGCAAGCAAUUACUAACUUAACUCCCUUUUUACCCAAACUGUCUGGCUCCCAGGAACAGCCUUAUAGAGAGGAGGGAGUAUUGUGUUGGGAGAAAAAUGUUACUGGACUGUUGACUGAAAGUAAAUUCGAUAAAAUACAGCUUUUUUCCUAAUGGGCGUUGGUUUUGUUUCAAGUCAUCGUAAACCAGGUAUUGCACUGCUCUCAGUGGACACAGAUGCUUAGCUCUUUAAAAAACAUUUUAAAGUUUUAUGUAAACUGUUGAGUAUUUGAAAUAGCCCACUUCACCUUAAUGAGUCUUGUCUACCUUCAUUAGUCUUCAAAGAACAACCAUUUGCUACCAAAGUAAAUCAGUAUUUUGAAUGUGCUUCUCUUGGUUUUUGUUAUUAGCUAGUUCCUGUAAGCAUUUCCACCAGAACUUGAGGCACACCAUAAGGAAGCUGUUUCUUUUAAAAUACAAACCACCACUGAAAAUUUAAAUGUACAUAGUACUUAAAUAUUUGGCUGUUUUUAUUUUUUAAAAGGUAUGAACACCAAAAAAAAAAAGCGCAACAUUGUAUCAAGAUGGAAAAGAGAAAGAUGCACUUUCUGUAACUUUGUCAGAGCCUUUAAGUUACUAGUGAAAUCCGAUUUGGUUUGAACUUAACUACAGGAAUUCUUAUUUAAUACAGUAACAUGGUUUAUUUUAAUUGAAUACAUCUUGAUCAGUGGCCUCUCAAAAGCACAUUUUAGGUACUGAAAAUAAAAGGAAAGAAAAUGCAUCUUUAAGCAUAUUUCAUGGAAUCUUUGAUCACAUAUACUUUGUUAGAUCUAUGUGUUGUAGGGUUGUGGUUUUUUAAUUUUUGUAUUGUAUAUGCAUUUUUUUUAAUGUGACAGUUAAACACAUCUUUAAAAGUACAGUCACAGAUAAAAGAAACAUACAGUAUGAUGAUUUCCUUGAAAAUUCCUACAAUGUUAAGUUUAGAGGCAGCUUCAGACUAUUUUUUGGUGGUAACUACUUGCUGAGCUCUUUAGUAGGUAAUAACUGCAGAGAAGCAGCCUGUAUAUAUUCCUAACACUUUGUUCACGUGCAUUUUAAGUUUAGAGUAAGCCCCAAGUAAAACAAUGGAAAUGUACAUAGAACUAUUAGUUCUUACUUACAUGAUUUAAUUCUAUCAAGAUACUUGAAUUUAACUUGCUUUAAUGUAGGCAAACUUUCCAUUUUUGUCCAUUUUAAUGUUUAUGUUAAAAAUAACAUCCCUCUCCUACAUAUUCUUUUCUUGACUCAAAUGAAAUAUUAACCUACAGUCAAGAUGGGAGAGAGAAAUGACUGAGAUGAAUGUCUUUACUAAAAUACCAAUAAAUUUGUCAAACCCAA